AUGGCUGAUGUUACGAAGGUGAAGGAGGUGGUGAAGGAGUCACUGCUGGGCUCGGAGCUCCCUACUGAUGUGCAGCUGUCGGCGCAGUCCAAGGCCACCUUCGAUAAGAAUGCGCGGAAGGAUGAGAAGAGUGGAGAGCUGUUCAUGGGCGAGGAGGAGUUUAUUAAUGCCAUUGCGCCGGAGGGAGAGGAUUAUCACAAGAUUAAGCGCGAACAGUAUGCCAUCCUCUUCAGAGUUGCCGAUAGACGGAAUACGGGCAAGAUCAACCUGUUUGACUGGGGAACUUUUGAGAACCUUUUAGCAAAACCAGAUGCCGAGUACGAGAUUGCGUUCCGAUUAUUUGACGUCGAGGGCACUGGGACGGUCAAGUACGAUGAUCUGAAGAAACUGUACGAGAUAAACAAGGGCCCGGAUAGCAUUCCGUUCGACUGGAACUGCGAAUGGGCGACCUUGUACAGCGGUGGGAAGAAGCGGAGACAUGAUCUGACAUACCCACAAUUCACACAAAUGCUUAGAGGUCUGCAAGGAGAGAGGAUACGACAAGCCUUCCAUCACUUCGAUAAAGAUGGCGAUGGAUAUAUCGAGCCCGAAGACUUUCAGCGCAUCAUCCUCGAGACGGCCAGACACAAGCUCUCCGACCACCUCCUCGAAAACCUCCACACCCUCUGCAACAUCUCGGCAGGCACCAAAAUCUCCUAUGCCAACGUCCGCGCCUUCCAGAACAUGAUUAGAGAGAUGGACCUGGUGGAGAUGAUCAUCAGACAAGCUACAAUUCACAGCACAGAUGGCAAAAUCACCCGGACAGAUUUCCUCAACGAAGCAGCACGCAUUACCCGUUUCUCGCUCUUCACUCCUAUGGAAGCCGACAUUCUCUUCCAUUUCGCCAGUCUCGACGAACCAUCAGGACGCCUCGGCCUCUCGGACUUCGCAAAGGUCCUCGAUGCCUCAUGGCGCAACCCCCUCUACAACGCAUACAGCGACGUCGCCACGAAAGCCAAAACCACAACCCAACAUGUCCUCCACAGCAUCCUCGAAUCGGUGCACCACUUCGCCCUCGGUUCCUUAGCAGGAGCCUUCGGUGCAUUCAUGGUGUACCCGAUUGAUCUUGUCAAGACACGAAUGCAGAACCAGCGUUCAUCUCGAGUAGGAGAAAUGCUGUAUAAGAACUCCUUGGACUGCGCAAAGAAAGUUAUUCGAAACGAAGGAUUCAAGGGUCUCUACUCUGGUGUGUUACCACAACUUGUUGGUGUAGCGCCAGAGAAAGCCAUUAAAUUGACAGUGAACGAUCUCGUUCGAGGUCAUUUCUCCGCUCCCGAUGGCAAGAUCUGGAUCCCCCACGAAAUCUUAGCAGGUGGUUCCGCUGGCGCCUGCCAAGUCAUCUUCACCAACCCCCUCGAGAUCGUCAAAAUCCGACUCCAAGUGCAAGGAGAAGUAGCCAAGAACGUCGAAGGCGCGCCCCGGCGCAGCGCAAUGUGGAUCGUGCGAAACCUGGGUCUCGUCGGGCUGUACAAAGGCGCCUCCGCCUGUCUCCUCCGCGACGUCCCCUUCUCAGCAAUCUACUUCCCAACCUACAACCACCUGAAGCGGGACUACUUCGGCGAAUCGCAGACCAAGAAGCUCGGCAUCUUGCAACUGCUCACCGCGGGUGCGAUUGCCGGCAUGCCGGCCGCGUACCUCACUACGCCUUGCGAUGUGAUAAAGACGAGGCUUCAAGUUGAGGCGAGGAAGGGCGAUACCUCCUACACGAGUUUAAGACACUGCGCCCAAACAAUCUGGAAAGAAGAAGGCUUCCGCGCUUUCUUCAAAGGUGGACCAGCGCGUAUCCUGCGCUCAUCUCCGCAAUUCGGCUUCACAUUAGCGGCGUACGAAGUAUUACAAAACCUCCUCCCCUUACCUGGAGAUAAGGGAGAUGAAAAUGCGAAGCAUAUGGGUGUUGGUGCGCUACCUAGCGGUGCCGGGCUGCAGGGCCAGGAGGGGCCGUUGUCUUACCUGAGGAGCAGGAAUGCGCUGAAGAUUAUACUGGAUUUGGAUGGCGGCUUUGGGAAGCUGCCGAGUAAAGAGGGGUGGAGAGGGUUGCCGCGGGCGAUGGGUGGUGGUGGGGAAAAGUAG
Molecule: messenger RNA, 2109 nt
Organism: Hyaloscypha bicolor E
Lineage: Eukaryota; Fungi; Ascomycota; Leotiomycetes; Helotiales; Hyaloscyphaceae
Product: mitochondrial carrier
Exons: 3
Coding region: 1-2109 (702 amino acids)
Biological process (GO): aspartate transmembrane transport; malate-aspartate shuttle; L-glutamate transmembrane transport
Molecular function (GO): calcium ion binding; L-glutamate transmembrane transporter activity; L-aspartate transmembrane transporter activity
Source: RefSeq, a predicted model, not a curated record